CAAAAGAAAAAAAAAAAUCUGCCGCUGUCACAAAUUGGAAAACGGGAAAAACAAAAAAGACCGCAAACGACGUCGGAGAAAUAAAACUACUUUAGUUUGAUGGGUCAGAUCAGACGGCCUGCCGGGAAUUUCCAAGAUGGUGGCCUGGGCUGGCCCAGCCAGAUCCAUGACUCGCUUCGUUGUCGUGGUCUUCCUGACUCACUGAGUCGACUAGCCUUCUCUGUUCCCCUCUCUCUCUCUCUCUCUCUCUCUCUCUAACAUCCGAACCUUUUUCCACUCUCUUCUCUCUCGCUCUUUCUCUGCCUCUGCGCACACGCUUUCUCUUUCUUUCUUUUUUCCUUUGUUUCUUUCUCUUUGCCUAUGUCCUUUUUCGUCUUUUUGCACGUUCAUCUUCCUCGCAAAAUCAGACGGCCCACCUCUCUCCACGUCACCAUCGUCUUCUUCACCAUCCCUGCGACCUGCUCUCCCCCACAUAUACAUCUUAUAUAUAUACACACACACACACACACAUAUAUUAAUAACCGCCUCGUUCUUCGACCUAGGGUUCCAGGAUUCACCAAACGCUUUAUCUUUCUGUUUUGCACGUCCAAAAUUUUCGUGCUUUUAUCUUCCUUUGGCGCGUUGGACUUCGUUCCCUGCUUGUCGAUUUUUCCAUUGAAAAAAAGUUUAUUCGAAUCAAGAAUGAGGGUUUGUCAGGUGGUGUAUGGAAAAUUUGAAAAAAAUUUGUUCAAAUUAAAAGGUGUGGUGGUUGAUUCUGUGGGUUUUGUUUAAUUGCUGCUGUGGAGGGUGUGGCGCUUUUGGAUUGUUAUGUGAUUCAUGGCGAUUGAGAAGAACAGCUUUAAGGCUUCAAGGCUAGACUCGGAGAUUUCUCCCAGUAGUAGGAAGAGUAUGUCUAGUGAUGAGGAUGAGCUUCAGCGACGAAGCUCUGCUGUUGAAUCUGAUGACGAUGAUGAAUUCGAUGAUGCUGAUUCCGGGGCUGGCUCCGAUGACUUUGAUUUGUUGGAAUUAGGAGAAAAUGGAGUGGAGUUUUGUCAAGUUGGGAACCAAACUUGUAGCAUUCCUUUUGAGCUGUAUGAUCUUUCGGGUCUUGAAGACAUAUUGUCUGUGGAUGUAUGGAAUGAGUGCUUGAGUGAGGAGGAGCGCUUCGCACUCACUAAGUACUUGCCUGACCUGGACCAGGAGAUGUAUAUGAUUACUUUGAAAGAGCUUUUUACGGGUAGUAACUUUCAUUUCGGGACCCCCAUCAAGAAGUUGUUUGAUAUGCUGAAGGGAGGUUUGUGUGAGCCCAGAGUUGCCCUUUACAGGGAGGGAUUGGAUUUCUUCCAGAAGCGGCAACAUUACCAUCUGUUAAGGAAGCAUCAGAACACUAUGGUUAGUAAUCUUUGUCAGAUAAGAGAUGCCUGGCUUAAUUGUAGGGGAUACAGUAUUGAGGAGAGGCUUCGUGUUCUGAAUAUUUUGAAAAGCCAAAAGAGUUUGAUGUAUGAGAAGAUGGAAGAUGUGGAGACUGACUCAUCGGAAAGAGAUUCGGCUGAAGGUUUGCUUAGCAGGAUCAAGGACAGGAAAACUGCACAGAAAGUGGGUCGCCAUUCUGGAUACGGAAUUGGUUCAAAGGCGGAUUUUCCUUCACGGGGACGUUCAUUACCUUUUGAAUUAGCAAAAUAUGGAAAGCAGAAUCCUAAAGGUAUACUGAAGUUGGGUGGAUCCAAAACUCCAGCAGCUAAGGAUCUAGGGGCUCGCAUUCCUUCUGUUUACCAUGGUUUGGACAUGAAUUCUGGGCAUUACAGUUCAGCAGUAGCUCUUCAUCGGCAGAAUAAGGCAGUGGGCUAUGAAUCAGGGGCAGCCUUCAGGAUGAGGGAUCAGAUGAGAAGCAGUGAUGACGCUGAAGAAACUUAUGGAAUUGGUUUCCAGAGAGAUCGAAUUAACAUGAUGGAGAAAUCUGGAAUUUUAAAAGUUGGAAGAAAGCAUGACCUAUCAAGAGGUGAUGAAUUAGCUUCAGAUGGUUUGAUGGGUUUGCCUUUCACUUCAAAGAAUGAUUUACGUCAUUAUGGUAGGAGCAGGAAUAGUAACCUUUUGUCAGAGACAAAGGUGUUUGCAGCAAAGCCUCCUAACACGAGAACUCCCUAUGAUUUUGGCAAAAAGGGCAAGUAUCCUGAAUUGGCAGUUGGAGAUCAAAUAAAACCUUUGAAAGGAAGACUUCCACAGCUAGCACUGAAAGGAAGUCGAGCUGACACAUCAGAUCGUACUGAACCAUUGUGGCAUAGCAGGAGUCAAGGAGAAGCUUUCUCUAUGGAUUCUCCAAUGAAAUCUGAUGAAUGGAAUAUUAGGAGCAAGAAAUGGAAGGCAGGGAGGGAGUCUCCUGAUCUGAAUUACAAAUCAUAUAGAGCUUCCCCACCACAGUUAAAUGAUAGAUUUUUAACUUCUGAAUAUAGAGGAAAAACAUUUGAAGAGAAGAACAGGAGCAAUCUUGUUCAGAAUGGAGGAUCUGACAUGGCAGCAAAGAAAGGACAUAAAAUUUUUAGUAAAAAUGAAGAAACAGAGUCAGACUCAUCAGAGCAAUCUGAAUAUGAAGAGGAUAGCAACCCCUUGCUGAAGAGCAAGAUGGCUUAUCCCAGUGGUCUUGUGGAAGCUUCUCGAUCUUCCCUGUCAAAGUCUGGGCAAGGUGCUGAGAAGGCUAAAUUUGUUAAAAAAGACACAAAGGGGAAUGUCCAGGCCGGUGAUGGAAUCACAUACUCUAAGAGGAUGGGUGGCUUUCUUGAACGUGGACAUAUGCGAAGUGCAGAAAACUACUCUUCAAAAGCUAAACAGAAAGGUAAGAUACGAGACAAUAGUCCUUUGCUCGACUCUUCUACCAGAGUGUUUGAAGAUACUUACCUCUCUGGCAUGGGAAAAAGUAAUGAUGAGGAUGAUGAUCGUAUUUACAAACUAGCUAAGAAUGGCCGAUUACCAGGGGAACUGGGUGAAAGAAUACACAUGUCAACAUUGAAGGGCUACUCUGACAGAAAGCAGAAAAGGGAAGUAGAUUAUUCUGUACCACAGUCACAUCAUUUACGUGACUUUGCUGUUGAUGAAGAGGAUGAUUCAUUUCAAUUACGUCUGUUGGUCGAUGAAAACAAACAGGGUAGACUUGGGAAGAAAAGUCAGAACAUGGAUGAGUAUGUGAGUGAUCGACGUGGUAGAUCUGAGGUCCCAUUAUUGGGUUGCAACGUGGUGUCAAAGAAGCGGAAGGGGAAGGAGGAUGUAUCACAGCUGGAUAGAGAUGGAGAUGGUGACCUACAGUCUGACCAUCUGCAUCUCAAGGAUUCAAAAUCCUCCAAGAAGAAGGCAAAGAGGAAAGUGGAGGCUGACACUGGUAGCUCAGAUCUGGAAACCCCUGAGCCACCUGUUUCAGAAAUGGGUGCUGCAGAAACAGAGCUGGAAACGAAACCACAGAAAAAGCCAUUUACUUUAAUUACACCUACUGUUCAUACAGGAUUCUCUUUUUCCAUUAUACAUCUUCUUUCAGCUGUUCGCUUGGCAAUGAUUACUCCUCUUCAUGAAGACACUUUAGAGGUUGGCAAACCUAUAGAUGAGCAAAGCCCUAAUGCCAAGGGGAGUGCGAAUGGGGUUCUAUCUCAUGAGAGGCUGGAUGUAGAUGACUUAGGACAUGCUAGGGAUGGAAAUUUGCCUUCUUUAACUAUUCAGGAGAUUGUGAACCGUGUGAGAUCGAAUCCUGGAGAUCCUUGUAUUCUUGAGACGCAAGAACCUCUUCAGGACUUAGUGAGAGGAGUUCUGAAGAUAUUUUCAUCUAAAACAGCACCUUUAGGAGCAAAGGGUUGGAAGACACUUGCAAUCUAUGAAAAAUCAAGCAAAAGUUGGUCAUGGCUUGGUCCAGUUUCUCAUAGUUCAUCAGAUCAUGAGACCAUUGAGGAGGCGACAUCUCCUGAAGUGUGGGGUCUUCCUCAUAAAAUGCUUGUUAAGUUGGUUGAUUCGUUUGCUAAUUGGUUGAAAAGUGGACAAGAAACCCUUCAACAAAUAGGAAGUCUUCCUGAACCGCCUUUGGCAAAGAUGCAGCUCAACCUGGAUGAGAAAGAAAGGUUCAGGGACCUAAGAGCUCAGAAGAGUCUUAACACCAUCAACCAAAGUUCUGAUGAAGUGAGGGAUUAUUUCCGUAAGGAGGAAGUUCUUAGGUAUUCAAUUCCCGACAGAGCCUUCUCUUACACGGCUGCUGAUGGUAGGAAAUCUAUUGUUGCUCCCUUAAGAAGGUGUGGUGGCAAGCCAACAUCAAAAGCCCGAGACCACUUUAUGCUGAAACGUGAUCGACCACCACAUGUUACUAUUCUUUGUCUUGUAAGAGAUGCAGCUGCCAGAUUGCCGGGUAGUAUUGGGACAAGAGCUGAUGUUUGUACUUUGAUAAGAGAUUCUCAGUACAUCGUUGAAGAUGUGUCUGAUGCUCAAGUUAAUCAAGUUGUCAGUGGAGCCCUGGACCGCUUGCAUUAUGAACGCGAUCCUUGUGUACAGUUUGAUGGGGAAAGGAAAUUAUGGGUUUAUUUACACAGAGAAAGAGAAGAAGAAGAUUUUGCAGAUGAUGGUACGUCAUCCACAAAGAAAUGGAAGAGGCAGAAAAAAGAUGCUUCUGAGCAGCCUGACCAAGGUACAGUAACAGUGGCAUAUCAUGGAACUGAGGAUCCGAUUGGAUUUGAUUUGUGCUCUGAUCUCAAUGCAGAACCAUCAUGCAUUGGUGAUGACAAAGGAGUGGAACUUGGGUAUGAUGAUGUGAGACAAAAUGUGGAUGACAACAAUGAUCCCAAUCAAGGGGCUAAACAGGGUGACAUGCCUCAAGAUCAUCCAAUGGUAUGGGAGGCUCUUGGCAUGGAUCCUAUUCGAGAGAACAAAUUAUUAUGUCAGGAAAAUUCCACAAAUGAAGAUUUUGAUGAUGAAACAUUUGGGAGGGAAAGGCCGGUUGGGCUCUUAAGUGCAAGCUUAUCAUGAGGAGUUCUUCAGACUUACAGAUCCACUUACAUCUGAUGCACAGUUGUUCCAGGUCAAGGCGUGUGUAAUACAUAUUGCGGUAAUUGUACAUUGUAUAUUUUGAUUUUAUCUGGAAAUUUAGAAUAGAAAAGGAAAAAAAAAAAAAAUGAUCUUAUUUUGAGUCCAACGCUUGAGUUGGUACAAGUGGAUAUCUAUGUAGUUCUGCAUUCCAUAAAAAUAAUUCUUUUGGCCUUCAUGCCUGUCUUAGAUAUAUUAAAACAACGUAGUUCAUUCUGUAAAUUGAGUUUAGCAAUUUUGCAAAUUUCAAUUGUUUUAA
Molecule: messenger RNA, 5284 nt
Organism: Ziziphus jujuba (common jujube)
Lineage: Eukaryota; Viridiplantae; Streptophyta; Magnoliopsida; Rosales; Rhamnaceae
Exons: 3
Coding region: 817-4968 (1383 amino acids)
Cellular component (GO): Ino80 complex
Source: RefSeq, a predicted model, not a curated record